AUGUCUUACACACCUUUUUCUCUGCAGACUUUAAUAAAAGCACUACCUUUUGAGGAUAGCCAGCAGGCUACCCAAAGUUCUGGAGGUGGAAGUAGAUUGUUUGGAGGAAGAGAGAGUAACAGAGCUGGCGCAGGUUCGAGGCUAACUAGUAGCAUUGGAUGGGGAAAUAAAGAUAGUCAAGUUACGGUAGAAUCUGUUGAGGCCUGGGGCACUUCGGAUGGACAGUUAAUUCAUUAUUUGCUCGAUGAUCAAGUUUUGUCCAAAGAUAAUAUACCGAGUAACUUUCUUAUCAGUAAACAAGCUCUUAGUUGGAAAAGGAAAGUUGAACGUAUAAUGCUUCUCCCCCAAAUUAAUACUGCCAUGACCGCAUUACCAACGACAAACUUCCCAUGGAUUAAAGGAGUUACAUGUUUUUGUCAUGAUACUUCAAAGGAGGGCAAACUUGAACGAGAUGGAUCAGUCAAAUUAUGUGUAAUGAAGAAAAGAACGCUACAUAUAUACUCGCUGACAGAUAGAUAUUCCGAAGAAACACCUAUGCAAGUACCAGAUGGGGCAAUUACUGCGUGUCAAUAUGGUCCUUAUAUAUUUGUCGCGGACUUGCAUCAAUAUAAGAUAAUUAAUUUAUCAACAAAACGGAUGGAAAUUGUACAACCAUAUCUAUCUGAUAUUGGCGAUAGUUUUAACCCUAUAGUUACUGUUAUCAGAGCAGGAGAGUUUUUAUUGACCAUACCGACUACUAAUCAUAUCCUUGUUUAUGAUUAUCAAUUGAUAUUAUUUUUCAAUUUAAUUUACUACAUAUAA
Messenger RNA from Funneliformis mosseae, 801 nucleotides. NCBI's taxonomy places the organism in Eukaryota, Fungi, Glomeromycota, Glomeromycetes, Glomerales, Glomeraceae. The record is from the annotation of a GenBank genome assembly.